Molecule: messenger RNA, 2137 nt
Organism: Cervus elaphus (red deer)
Lineage: Eukaryota; Metazoa; Chordata; Mammalia; Artiodactyla; Cervidae
Product: myeloid-associated differentiation marker-like
Exons: 3
Coding region: 1-1386 (461 amino acids)
Cellular component (GO): cell-cell junction; plasma membrane
Source: RefSeq, a predicted model, not a curated record
AUGUUGAGUGUCCAGGCUGGAGUCAGGCCCCUGAGUCUCCAGCCCCUCCCUUUCCUCCUAGCGCAAGGAGCAGAGUGCCACUGGGAAGAUAGGGUGGAGUGCCGGAUAUUCCCAGCGAAGAUCUAUAGGUCUUUUCCAGCAGCUGCCAAACUUGCUAGUUUUAGGACCUUGCCCUGUCCCUCCCUACACCUUGCUCACAGUGAGCUUUCGCUUUUGUUAAGAGAAGGAAACUGGCCUCUGAAGGAGCACCGACGUCUUAAUGAUUGUGAAGAACAUUGGUUCCUGCAUGGAUCUCUAAAUUAUUCCAGUAUUUUGCAGUUAGAGCUCUUCUGGCAAGAUCUGGUCCUCCGAGAAGGUCACUCACAUACCAGUGAUCGUGGCCCACCAGACUAUCACAGCACUGUGUCUACCGGGCUGACAUCUCAAGACAAGGGCUCCGUUUACGUCAUGUGUUACCUCCACCUGUCGCAGCUCUUUUCCACCUGCGUGGCCUUCUCUCUGGUGGCCAACAUGGGCAUUUGGAGAGGGGCCAUAGGUAAUUGGUCCAUGUCCUUCUGGUGCGUCUGCUUCGUUGUAACCCUCAUCAUCUCCAUAGUCAACUUAUGUAAGCCUCGGAAGCACAGUCCUUUCUUCUGGUGCAACUUCUCCGUCACCUAUACCUGCUACGCCUCCCUCAUCUGUCUCUCGACCUCCAUCAUCUACUCCAUCACCUUUGUCCGGUUCUUGCCUUAUGGUCCUUACCGGGACAGGGCCAUUGCUGCCACUGCAUUCUCCUGCAUCGCAACUGUGUUUUAUGCCUUGGAAGCGGUCUUCUUGAAGACAUGGUACGAACUCGAUGAUGUCACUUGCUAUGUGCACACCUUGCCAGGCCUGCUGAAGAUGCUGGAGACCUUUGUGGCCUGUGUCAUCUUUGCCUUCCUCAGCAACACCUCCCUGUACCUGCACCAGCCGGCUCUGGAGUGGUGUGUGGCCGUGUACUCCAUCUGCUUCAUCCCACCAGCCCUGGCCAUCCUGCUGAACCUGGGCAAAUGGCAACUCAGGCUGCCUGGGCCCUUCCCCCUCUUCCAGCUUGUGCUCAGCCUGCUCUCCUUCCUCCUCUAUGUCAGUGCUCUGAUCCUCUGGUCACUCUACCAUUUCAAUGAGGAGUUUGGCGGACACCCCCAGCGGUCCAGUGAUAUAGGCUGCAUCAAUGCACUCACCUACGACAUGUGCUUCUGGGACCUGAGACUGACUGUGGCCAUCCUGACAGCCAUCAACCUGCUGAUUUACGUAGCUGACAUGGUGUACUGGGCCCGCCAGGUUUCUGUAGGGACUGGGGGUCAGUCCAGUGCUCCUGAUCCCCUCCACUCACAGGCGGUGUCUUUACAGAGCUCUGUCAGCCCCUGAUGUCUCCUUCCUGGCUCUCCUCACUCCCUGCUCGCAUUCUUCCCCACUCAUCUCACACUCUUUUCUGUUCCCUUCCCUCCUGCUCUGUCUCCUUCCUGUCUUGUGUGGUUGCCCACAUUCUGUUUUGCUUCUUUCUCUUGCUUCUCUCAUUUUUUUCUACAUUUUUCUACCUUUUGCCCCUUUCCUGGUCAUCCUUGGUUUUCUCAUUUCCUGUGUCCUGACCACCUCUCCCCAUUUACCUUCUCCUGAUCAGAGCAGCCUGGCAUAAAUCAAGUUCCCACUCGAGAUCAAAUUCAAAAGUAAGAUAGAAAAGAUUGAAAACAACCCAGGUGUUCAUCUUUAGGAUGCGGAUUAAUAAACAAUGAUGUAGUACAAGAAGGAAUAUUCUGCAACAGUGAUAAGUAAAUAUCCCCACGAUAUAUGAAAUAAAAAUAGUUAAGAUAUAAGUCAACAUGGAACAUACUAUAUUUUAUAUAUAAAAAUGAGGGGAAAUAAUAUUAAAUACACCUGUAUGUGCUUGAUUUGCAUCAAGAAGCACAGGAAGCACUCCCCCGAGUGCACUGGAAUAGUUACCUGGUCCGGGUUGGGGAGGGGAGCUGAGGAGAGAGUGGAGGGAGCCACAGGUAGUAGUGAAGUUUCUCAGAAUAUGGCUUUUUCAGAAUAUUUUUAUUUGGAACCAUGUAAAUAUUCCCUUCUUAAAAAAAUAAAAUUUAUUUUUUAAAAACAUACCAACUGGAGAAGGGUCAGGGGA